This is a messenger RNA of Aphis gossypii (cotton aphid), 3286 nucleotides long. Its product is annotated as fork head domain-containing protein FD4-like. The transcript has 2 exons. Gene Ontology annotation, molecular function: RNA polymerase II cis-regulatory region sequence-specific DNA binding; DNA-binding transcription factor activity, RNA polymerase II-specific. The record is from RefSeq and is a predicted model, not a curated record. Lineage: Eukaryota; Metazoa; Arthropoda; Insecta; Hemiptera; Aphididae. The coding region runs from base 808 to 1911 and encodes 367 amino acids. Gene Ontology annotation, biological process: anatomical structure morphogenesis; regulation of transcription by RNA polymerase II; cell differentiation.
AUAACAUUGAUAUCCUGAUUAUUUUGUACAGCGAAACGCGUUAUUAUUGUUUUUUUGUGAGAUGCGCGCGAGCAGACUAGCAUCCGACUAGCAUCCGACGCGAUAAUCGUCCUAUAAACAUUUAUUAUCGCUUUACAUUAUUACAUACAUAUAUAGCGGUCAUCGGAGAGUGCAGAAAAACGUAUUCGGCGUUUCGACGUGGUGGUCGAUAAAGAAAGGAGAAGACGAUUUUGAUGAGGUAUGUAUAAUAUGUUUUAUUUCUGUCGGAGGAGGAAAAAAACCGUCCCCACCGUUCGGGUCAUCACCUCUAUCUCCGACCGAUUAUUCUCCGACGGGGGGGAAACGGGAGGCGGGGCUCGAGACGGCGGCCGCUCCCCCGAGCCAUUGGGCCCGCGCCGACGUGCCAUUGGGCGGACCACCUUAUCUGACCGUGACGUCCGACGGGCCACGCCGCCGCCGCAACUGCACCGCAACCGUUCAGUCCGCACUCGAACGCCGUCGCAGUCGUUUACAGUAACGCCGCACGCGCGUCAUUUAUAAUAAUAAUAAUAAUAUCGUUCGUAUGUGGUUUUCUGUAUAAUAAAAUAUAAAUUAUUAUAAUAUUGUGUCCGAUUUUGCGAUUUCGUUUCCGGUGUGUAACAAUAUUGUUGCAGUUUUUUUUUUUUUUUAAUUGUUCUGUGCAGCUCUUUCGUCGAUAAACGUGCGCUUACACCUACAUAGUUAUAAUAUAUUAUAUAGGAAUAACCGAUUCGUAUAUAAUAUAUUCAAUAUUUUGCGGGAGUAUUAUAUUAUAAAAGUCUUGUAAAAAUGCCGCGGCCUAGUCGCGACUCGUACGGCGACCAAAAGCCACCGUACAGUUAUAUAUCGCUGACGGCCAUGGCCAUAUGGAGUUCGCCGGAGAAAAUGCUUCCACUGUCUGACAUUUACAAGUUCAUCAGCGACCAGUUCCCGUACUACAGGCGGAACACGCAACGCUGGCAGAACUCGCUCCGGCACAACCUGUCGUUCAACGACUGUUUCGUGAAAAUCCCGCGGAUGCCGGACAGACCGGGCAAAGGCGCGUACUGGGCUCUGCACCCGGCCGCCCUGGACAUGUUCGAGAACGGUUCGCUGUUGCGGCGCCGCAAACGGUUCAAACUGGUCAAGUCCGACAAAGACAGGUUGGACAACGAACUGAUCGCUCUGGCUAACAAUUUGGCACACAUGCAGCGCAACCAUCCGGCCAUGUCAGCGGCUUCGUCGUUGUCGUUGGCCGGCGCUGCCUCGUCGUCGGGCGCCUCGUCCGCGUCGUCUUCGUCUCCGUGUUCGUCGUCGGCCGGCAGUCCGCCGCCGCCGCCACAGCAACUUCUUCAGCCACCGUCUUCUCAACUCGGCGCGUCGUCCGUCGGGCCCGCGCACGUGCACCGUCAGCUGCACUGUUACGACGACCAUCACAGCAUCAGUCGCCGACGCCGCCGCAGCCGCAGCCGUAACGCCGCGGACGCGGUCACCGCCUGCACAACCAAGCCGGCGGUCAAGAGACCGUUCGACAUCGAGAGUCUGAUCGGGCCCGAUCCGUCGUCGGCCCGACAACAGCCGCAGCCGCUGACGGCCGCCGCCGAUUACACGGACGAAGACGACGACGCCGCGGACGACAACGACAGCGGCGGCAGCGGCGGCGGCGGCGACGACGACAUUCUGCGUCGAUUCCCGUCCAUCGUGCCGGCCGCGUACAGGGCGCCGUUGAUGGUGCCGUACGAGUUCCAUCACGCGGCCGCGGCCGCCGCGGCGAUGGCGUUUCAAGACCAACACCAGCACCAUCACGUCCUGCAGCACCACAGCCAGCUGCAACAGUUGCACCACCACCACCAACAACAGCAACAGCAAUAUUUACGGUACGCCGCGGCGUCUUAUUUUCCGCUGCACAACUAACAACGCGUAUUACGAUGUUGUUGUAGAGGUAUAUGUUAUAAUAUUAUAUUGUGUAUACGUAUAGUCACGUGUUCGGUAAUAAGUCGCGUACGACGUCCGACCUCUGACCGACCGCACUUUGGAUUCGUACCUAUGUAUAAUAUAAUAUAUUAUUAUUAUUAUUAUUAUAUGUCGGAUAAGCGUGGCGUUAUUUGCGCUCGGCGCGAUGACGACGGCGAUGAUAAUAUAGGUAAUAUCUGAUCUCGUGUAGCGUGCACACACUUUCGCGGCGACGAUUUUUAUUCCAUAAAAUAAUAUGACAUAAUAUAUAUUAUUAUACGCGCGUAUAUAGGUACCUAAUACGUAUAGACUUUCCUAUGUACAGGGCCGUAUGUUUACACUUUUUGCGUCCUGGGUCGAAAAUAUUUGUUCGCCCCCUCCCAAAAUGUUAUUUAUAUACAAUAAUACACCCCGUGGCAAUAAUGUCCCCGUUGCGCCCCCCCCCUUUAAAUAAGGCCCUGUCUUGCGUAAUGCGUAUAUACCUACACGCGGCGUAUAAAUAUAUAUAUAUAUAUAAUAUAUAUAUUAUAUAUAUAUAUAUAUAUUAUUUUAACCGUUGUUCUUAAAUCAUAUAUAUUUACAUAAUUUAUUUGUUUGUUUGUUUUUUUUCCUAUCUAUAAGGUCUGUACAAAUUAGCCAUCAUUAUAUUAUUAUCUAUACAUAUAUUAUAGGUAUAAUAUUAUAUAUUUUAAUCGAGUUAACUUAAUAUAAUAUGAUGCCUACCAUAUAAUAUUGUAAAACAAUAACGUACUGAACCUAUAUACAUUAUAGUAUAUAAUAUUAUAUAAUUUAUCGUGUAAGAAAAUUAAAUCGUAGUUUUUAGUAUAUAUUUGUUAUUCUGUGAUGUAGUUUUUAAUGUGCAGUAAUAAUUAUCAUAGGUACCUAUAUUUUCGACGAAAAAUAUUAUUUCUUAUAAUAUAUAUAUAUUAUAUCGAUGCGAUUUCGUUUGCUGCCCACGCUGUGGACCCUAACUUUAUUCUGAUACAUAUGUAUAUAUAUAAGUAUACCUAGGUAUAAUUAACACACAUACCUACUGCGAACACUCAUUAUUAUUAUUAUUAUAUUAUUAUGAUUUGUUUUUAGUUUUUAUUUUAUACAUUAUAUUUUAUAUAUUCAUAUAAAUGACCUAGAAAGUUAUAUUUUAUAUGUUAUAACUCUGUUACCCCAAAAUUCCUCGUGUAAAAAAAAAUUGAAGAAAAAGGUGAAUAAUUAUUUAUUUAUUAUUAUUAUUAUUAUUAGAUAUUAUCAUUUGAGAUUGUAAUAAUCGUAUUCGUAGAAUUUGUAUUAUAUAUAACCUAUAUGUAUAAUAUUCAAGUGCAGAGUAAUGUUUGUCGAA